Penicillium nucicola is the source of this 735-nucleotide messenger RNA. RefSeq names its product oxidoreductase, short chain dehydrogenase/reductase family. The record is from RefSeq and is a predicted model, not a curated record. Lineage: Eukaryota; Fungi; Ascomycota; Eurotiomycetes; Eurotiales; Aspergillaceae. The transcript is spliced from 4 exons. Bases 1 to 735 code for a protein of 244 amino acids.
AUGGCUUCGAAGGCACUUGCAAUUAUUGCUGGAGUGGGCCCUGGUACAGGUGCCUCGAUUGCCAGAAAGUUCGCCAAGACAUACUCUGUCGUUGUUCUGGCCCGAAACCCAGACAACUAUGAUCCUGUCGUUCAGGAGAUCAAUGCCAGUGGCGGUCAAGCCAUCGGCAUCAGUACUGACGUCUCUGACUCAAAGAGUGUGAAUGCCGCCUUUGACAAGAUUGCUACUCAAUACCCAACCGCCAAAGUUGCAGCUGCAGUGUUCAAUCCAGGUGGUGGCUUUGUUCGAAAGCCAUUCCUCGAACUCACUGAGCAGGAUUACUCAAUCGCACUUGCUUCUCAAGGACAAGGUGCUUUCAACUUUGCCCAACGCUCUCUGCCACUACUCUUAGAUUCUCGUGAAUCUUCUGAGUAUCCUCCAACUCUAAUCUUCACGGGAGCUACAGCUAGUCUGAAGGGCUCGGCUAACUUUGCUGCGUUUGCCUCGGGUAAGUUUGCGUUGCGUGCACUCGCACAGUCACUUGCCCGUGAGUUUGGACCGCAAGGUGUGCACGUCUCGCACACCAUUAUUGAUGGUAUCAUUGAUAUACCACGAACCAAGGAAUGGGCGAACGAGCAUGUGGAUGGGAAGCUGAGUCCCGAUGCUAUUGCGGACUCAUAUUGGUAUCUACACACUCAGCCCCGCACGACGUUUGCCUUUGAGUUGGAUUUACGACCAUACGUUGAGAAGUGGUAG